GGGAUUUGGGGGAAAAGGGGGGACUUGGGUUUUAAAUUCCCUUUUUUUCCUUUUGUUUUCAGAGGAAUGUGACACAGAAAAUGCAAUUGGUGAACUCACGGCUGAAAUUGACCAGCUGACGGCCUCGCUGGAGGAACGGGACAGGAGGAUCAGCAAACUCACGUCAGACCUGGGUGAAUCCAACACCAAACUCAAGGAACGCGACAGGAAAAUCACCAAACUCGCCGGGGAAGUCCGGAGACUCACGGCGCUGGUGGCCGAGCGCGACUCCGGGCUCCGGAAGCUCCGAUCAGAGCUCGCCAAAUGUGACGCCACAAUCCGACUUUUCACGGUGGAACUCGGCGAGAGACACACGAAAAUCGGGGAGCUCACGGCAGACGUUGAGUGCUGCAAGAAAAAGCUCCGGGAACAUGAGGCGGAACUGGAGGCCCGAGACACCCAAAUCCGGGAAAACGAAGCCGAGAUCAGGCACCUGAAGGAGCAGCUGGGUGAGUGUCCCACCCCCGUUUUUAGGGUCCCAAACCCACAUUUUUAGGGUUCAAACUCCAUUUUUAAGACCCAAACCUCAUUUUUAAGGUCCAAACCUUGUUUUCAGUGUCCAAACCCCAUUUUUGAGGCCUAAACCCCCAUUUUUAGGGUUCCAAACCACAUUUUUAGGGCUCAAACCUCAUUUUUAAGGUGCAAACCCCCAUUUUUAGGGCCCAAACCCUAUUUUUGAGGCCUAAACCCCCAUUUUAGGGUCCCAAACCCCAUUUUUAGGCCUCAACCCCAUUUUUGAGGCCCAAACCUCAUUUUUAAGGUGCAAACCCCGAUUUUUAGGGCCAAACCCCCAUUUUUUAGGGCUCAAACUCCAUUUUAAGGCCC
Molecule: messenger RNA, 864 nt
Organism: Neopelma chrysocephalum (saffron-crested tyrant-manakin)
Lineage: Eukaryota; Metazoa; Chordata; Aves; Passeriformes; Pipridae
Product: early endosome antigen 1-like
Exons: 21
Source: RefSeq, a predicted model, not a curated record